Alnus glutinosa is the source of this 754-nucleotide messenger RNA. RefSeq names its product heavy metal-associated isoprenylated plant protein 39-like. Lineage: Eukaryota; Viridiplantae; Streptophyta; Magnoliopsida; Fagales; Betulaceae. The transcript has 3 exons. Gene Ontology annotation, molecular function: metal ion binding. The coding region runs from base 253 to 594 and encodes 113 amino acids. The record is from RefSeq and is a predicted model, not a curated record.
AUUGGUUCCUUGAUCGAGUCGGCUUUCGCCGUUCUCUCACUUCUUGUGUUUGUUUUGACUUGUUUUGGAAUUAAUGUUCUUCAUCUUCAAAACCUUGUUCAUGAACGAGGGAAAAGUCUUGGGAUUUUCCUCUUUCUUUGCACCUUCUUAUUCUUCAUCUUCUUCUUAUAUAUAUUCUCUGCUUUUCUUUGUAUCUUAGAUUAUCUCUGAUUAGUUAAAUCAAGUUCUAGUCAGAACUUUGGACCCAGGAAAAUGAAGAAAGUUGUGUUGAAGCUGGACUUGCACGAUGAAAAACAAAAACAGAAGGCCAUGACAGCAGUUUCCAGCCUCACAGGCAUUGAUUCAAUUGAGACGAACAUGAAAGAUCAAAAAAUGAUAGUAAUUGGUAAUGUAGAUCCGGUGGAUGUUGUGAAAAAACUAAAAAAUUGGCACACAGAAAUUCUGACUGUUGGGCCUGCAAAGGAGGUGAAGAAAGAAGAACCGAAGAAAGAAGAGAAGAAGGAAGAGCCGUGGAAAGGAUUCUGUCCUCCCAUGGUCACAUACUAUUAUACCCCACAUCCUGAAGAGUAUCAAAACAAUUGUGUCAUCUGCUGAUUGCGAGACUUGAGAGGGAACAACAGCUUUUGGUGGUGAAAUUGAUAUGUUUUAGGAACCCAUUGGAGAUAAACAUCAAACAUGUGUAGUGUGUGUAAUGGAAUUAUAUUGUGAUUGAAAUUCAGGGAAAAUGAAUAAAUGGAUCUUGGAAUUGAAGUGA